Molecule: messenger RNA, 105 nt
Organism: Torulaspora delbrueckii
Lineage: Eukaryota; Fungi; Ascomycota; Saccharomycetes; Saccharomycetales; Saccharomycetaceae
Gene: MFA2
Product: mating pheromone a
Exons: 1
Coding region: 1-105 (34 amino acids)
Molecular function (GO): mating pheromone activity
Source: RefSeq, a predicted model, not a curated record
AUGCAACCAACUACACAAGCGACCAAAAAAGAUACUUCUUCCGAGAAGAAGGACAACUUCAUGCUUGGAGGUUCGACGUCCUAUUACGGCUGUGUUAUCGCUUAG